UGAGAAUCUGUACAGGGGCUGGGGUAUGUGAGACAGAGGGGGCUGAGAGUCUAUACACGGACUGGAAUUUGAGGAGGGCUAAGCGCCUGUACAGGGACUUGCGUGUGAGACAGAGGGGAGGGCUGAAAGUCUGUACAGGGGCUUAGGUGUGAGACAGAGGGGGUCUGAGAGUCUUUACAAGGGCUGGGGUGUGAUUGGUGCUGAGAGUCCUUACAGGGUCUGGGGUGUGAGACAGAGAGGAGGGCUGAGAGUCUGUACAGGGGCUGGGGUGUGAGACAGAGGAGACAGUGGCAGAGAGUCUAUAGAGGAGCUGGAGUAUGAGAUAGAGGUGGCUGGGGUGUGAGACUGAGGGGGCUGAGAACUUAUACAGGGGCUUAAAGGGACAUUCCGGUCAAAAUUUAAAUGCACAUAGAUAAAUUACAUAUUUGAGAAGAAACAUAUUUGCAAUAUACAGUAUUGGCAAAAAUGCUUCUAGUAAAAGUCAUCACUGCUUUAGUGUUAAAAAAAAUUCUGCAUGCGAUGCAUAACUAGAUAUUCUAAGUACACCAUAGUAAAUACUCUGUUUUAAAUACUGCAGCUGCUCAGAUCACCAGUGGAGCUUGUAUCAUGUCUACAAUUAACAAAUUGAGUCAUUACCAGAUGGUACAAGCACCUUAGGCUCUCUGAUCAAGUGCUGUGUUAAAAAUGAUAGUGCACAGAGCAUACUUAAAUACACUUUUUAAACAGCUAUAGCUUUUAUUAGAAGCAUUUUUGCUAAUACAUGUAUAUUACAAAAAUGCUUCCAUUCAAAACUGAAAUGCAUCCUUGGGGAUUCCAAUUUUGGAUGGAAUGUCCCUUUAAAUGUGAGGCAGAGGGAGGAGCUAAGGAAUGGAAGUGUAGGUGAAGAGCUCCGUGCAGCAUAAAUGGCAUAUUAGUUAAAAGAGUGAUGUAGGAGGUAGGAAAACAGACAAAAGAGGAGCCAAAAGUGAGGGGUAACAUCAGUCAUAACUCUAAGCAAGUCGCAACCCCUAGGCAAUAAAUAGCCUUAUAACGGAGGUGAGAACAGCAGCAGCUCAGGCGCCAUUGUUACAGCCCACGUGGCGCUGCUUGCGACACGGCUCUCAGAAAGAGGAUGCCCAGCUGAACGGAGGUGACCGGAGGAGUUAGCAGAAAAGAUACCUAAGUCUGCCGACACUACGUGGGAGUGGGAAAGCAGUGAAGGGAGAUCAGAGGAUUAUGUGAGAACGGCACCUGCAGCUCCUAAGCACCGGAACAGGUGUCACAUUUAUAGCAUCAGACUCAAUCACUGACAAAGAACAAGAUGAACAAAUGCAGGAAGCAGAUAGCAGAACAGUUCCUGAGUCAGGCCCUGGGCAUCAUCUGCCUGCUGACCGGAGAGGAAUACACCAUUGUGAAGAAGAGGCUCUCCCACAGCAGCGUUCAACGGCUGAGCGGAGAGGUGCCUAUAAAGUGUGAUGAUGUUGCUGUGUAUUUCUCUAUGGAGGAGUGGGAGUAUAUAGAGGGACACAAGGAGCUUUACAAGGACGUCAUGAUGGAGACUCACCAAGCACUAAGGACUAUGGAGAUCCCAGGAAAUGAGAGCUUAGGUCACAGUGAUGAAAAUCUAGACACAGGAGCACAUAGAGUACAGAAUAUUCAGCCAGUGGGGACCCCAUCAGACGUCUCUGCAGAACUAACAGGUCACAGUGAUGAAAAUCUAGACACAGGAGCACAUAGAGAACUUGUACAGAAUAUUCAGCCAGUGGGGACCCCAUCAGACGUCUCUGCAGAACUAACAGGUCACAGUGAUGAAAAUCUAGACACAGGAUCACAUGGAGAACUUGUACAGAAUAUUCAGCCAUCAGAUGUUUCUGCAAAUGACAUUAAUACUUACGUAGAUGUUAAAACAGAAGAUCUGAGUGUAACGUGUCAGCUGGAAGCUCCAAUGCAGGAAAUGUGUGACAGUGAAGGUGAAAAAGAUGCUAAGAUUUCAUGUAACACGGAACAAACAGAAGAUCAGUGGCUAAGUAAUAUGCCAGAAGCAGCAGAGCAGGAAAUAUGUGACAAUAUAAAUACAGGUGAAAACGAUGCUAAGAUUUCAUGUAACACGGAACAAACAGAUCAGUGGCUAAGAAACAUAACAGAAGCUGCGGAGCAGGAAAUUUGUGCCAAUAUAAGUACAAGUGAAAACGAUGCUAAGGUUUCAUGUAACACGGAACAAACAGAUCAGUGGAUAAGAAACAUAACAGAAGCUGCGGAGCAGAAAAUUUGUGCCAAUAUAAGUACAGGUGAAUUCACAAACUGCAAUAAUCCUAGUCCUGAUCGGAGUGCAGAUGCUUCUUUACAUCUUCUUCAAAAUCAAAGAAGCCACGGGGGGAAUUUAUGUUCUAAAUGUGGAAAAUGUUUUCUUAAGAAAUCACAUCUUCUUAAACAUCUAAAAAUUCAUACAGGAGAAAAGCCAUUUCACUGUUCUAUAUGUGGAAAAUGUUUUCACUGUAAAAAAAAUCUUGUUGCUCAUCAGAAAAUUCAUAUAGGAGGGGGAAAAAAAUCAUGUUCUGACUUUGGGAAAUGUUAUACUCAGAAAUCAACUCUUAUUACUCAUCAGAAAAUUCACAGAGGGGAGAAAGCAUUUUCAUGUUCUGACUGUGGUAAAUGUUUUACUCACAAAUCAAAUCUUAUUAUGCAUCAGAAAAUUCAUACAGGGGAGAAAGCAUUUCCAUGUACUGACUGUGGGAAAUGUUUUACUCUGAAAUCAAAUCUUAUUAGACAUCAGAAAAUUCAUACAGGGGAGAAAGGAUUUUCAUGUUCUGACUGUGGGAAAUGGUUUACUCAGAAAUCAAAUCUUAUUCUGCAUCAGAAAAUUCAUACAGGGGAGAAAGCAUUUUCAUGUUCUGACUGUGGGAAAUGUUUUACUCGGAAAUCAAAUCUUAUUAGACAUCAGAUAAUUCAUACAGGGGAGAAAGGAUUUUUAUGUUCUGACUGUGGGAAAUGUUUUACUCGGAAAUCAAAUCUUAUUGCGCAUCAAAAAAUUCAUACAGAGGAGAAAGGAUUUUCAUGUUCUAAAAGUGGUAAAUGUUUUACUCCGAAAUCAACUCUUAAUAGGCAUCACAAAACUCAUAUUAAAAGAUAUCAGAGUUUUAGCUCCUAAGUGCAGAAUAUGCUAUGUAGUUGUCAAUCGCAUAAUACUAAGUGCUGUUGAUGACUGCAUGUGACCCCCUGGGGCAUGCAGUUUUGGAGCUGUUUGAGGCCCCUUCUGCACCUCAAGCGUUUAUGAGGUGACCCCAGGGUGGGUUUGAUUUAAUCAAAUUGAUUUAACUCAUGAUUUAAAUCACUAGUCAGUAAGACUGAUUUAAAUAAUGGUUUUCAUUGUUAGAAUAAUACGUUUUCAGAUUAUUUUUUCCAGUUAUAUCAGACCAUUACUGAUUUGGUUAUAUAUCAUUAUAUAUGCAUAGAUAGAUCAUUAAAAUGAAUGAAAUAAUUUGGAGGAGAACUAUAUCCAGUAUAAUUUAUUAAUCAUUCAUAUUUGAUCAACUUUCACCUGUACUGUUUUGGAAGGAGAAAAUGAUUACAUUAAUAAUAAUAGAAAAAGUUUUAUUAAAGUGCCAGUAAACCUAAAAAAUAAUGUUAUAUAAUUCUGCACAUAGUGCAGAAUUAUAUAACAUUAUAUUAGCGCUAGUUUUUUAUUACAUAAUAUAUCCAGUGAUUUUUUU
Molecule: messenger RNA, 3689 nt
Organism: Bombina bombina (fire-bellied toad)
Lineage: Eukaryota; Metazoa; Chordata; Amphibia; Anura; Bombinatoridae
Product: oocyte zinc finger protein XlCOF7.1-like
Exons: 12
Coding region: 1301-3127 (608 amino acids)
Biological process (GO): regulation of DNA-templated transcription
Molecular function (GO): RNA polymerase II cis-regulatory region sequence-specific DNA binding; DNA-binding transcription factor activity, RNA polymerase II-specific
Source: RefSeq, a predicted model, not a curated record